Alternaria ventricosa is the source of this 1119-nucleotide messenger RNA. RefSeq lists its product as uncharacterized. Lineage: Eukaryota; Fungi; Ascomycota; Dothideomycetes; Pleosporales; Pleosporaceae. The transcript is spliced from 2 exons. The coding region runs from base 1 to 1119 and encodes 372 amino acids. The record is from RefSeq and is a predicted model, not a curated record.
AUGUCUGACUGGUCUGAUCUUACCGCGGCUCUCAAAGGAAGCUUAGACAAGCUUUCCAAGCUUCUCCAAUCCGAUGCACAACUCAAAGCCUUUACGACUUCGAAUGCCAUUGACAAGGAUGUGACUUUCGGCAUCAAGUCAAGCGGUUCUGACAACACCCUCCUCGUCACAGUCACCAACGGCAGCGCAAAAGCCAGCACAGGCUCUUCGAAAGAUGCCCUGUUCACGCUCUCUGCUCUGCCCGAGCAAUGGGAACAGCACUUCAAGGCAGUUCCGGCGAUGCCGUACCAGAGUUAUUGGGGAAUGUUUGGCAUGAACAUCAAGCAGAAAGGCAUUGAAGUCCUGGGCGAUCAGACGGCCUUUGCACAAUGGACACAUGUCUGGAGGCGCGUCCUCGAACUCACACACGACGCGCACUGUGGACCGAUGAAGGAGGACGAGCAAGCCGAACCCGAGCGCGAUUUCCUUACUGGCAAGUACCUGUACCUCGAUGCUCCAGUAUGGGGUAGGUGCAAAACCUUCUACGAGUACUCUGGUGAGGGAAAGCAACCCAUCGUCUUUCUGCAUACCGCUGGCAGCGAUAGCCGGCAAUACCACGGUGUCAUGAACGACGCGAAGAUGCGCAAGAAGUGCAUCAUGUACGCAUUUGACUUGCCAGGACAUGGACGCAGCUUCCCUUCGAAGAACUACUCCCCGGGCGCGCAUACAAACACCGAAGAUAGCUAUGUAGGCAUCAUCACGGCUUUCGUGAAGGCCCUGGGUCUGCGAAGACCAAUCAUUUGCGGUGCAAGCAUGGCUGGCCAAAUCUUCCACGGCGACCUCGACUUCUACUUCGGAGGUUGGGACGGACGUUCACGCGUAGCCUCGAUCGAUACCCAGAACUGUCCCGUAUACAUGUUGACCGGCGAGUACGAUUGGUCCAACACCCCAGAGAUGGGACAGGCGACGGCGGACAAGAUACCCGGAGCGAUGCACAAGGCGAUGCCGGAUCUGGGUCAUUUCCCGGCGACGGAAAAUCCGGCGAAGUUUGUGCCGCAUCUUAUUGAGGCGGUUGAUCAUAUAUUGAAGAUUAGGUCGGAUAAUUUGAGUACUAUGCGGUUGGGUGAUGGUACGGAUUAG